AUGGACCCUAUGGUUCGCCACGGCUCUGCCCUCCCGCCCCUGCUCCCCUGUCCAUCCCCAAGAGGUGACUCUCGCCAUCCCUUUCGCAGAACCAGUGUCCUGGUGGGGGCCCCCAAAGCCAACACCAGCCAGCCAGACAUCCUGGAAGGGGGAGCCGUGUACGCCUGUCCCUGGCCCGCCCAGGGGUCUGCAUCCUGCAAGCAGAUACCGUUCGACACCACCAACAACAGAAAGAUCAGAGUUAAUGGAACUAAAGAACCUAUAGAAUUCAAAUCGAAUCAGUGGUUUGGAGCAACAGUGAAAGCUCACAAAGGGAAAGUCGUGGCCUGUGCACCUUUAUAUCACUGGAGAACUCUUAAACCGUCACCAGAAAAGGACCCGGUUGGCACCUGCUAUGUAGCAAUUCAGAAUUUCAGUGCAUAUGCUGAGUAUUCCCCAUGUCGGAACAGCAACCUUGACCCUGAAGGCCAAGGUUACUGCCAAGCAGGAUUUAGUCUGGAUUUCUAUAAGAAUGGAGACCUUAUAGUAGGUGGACCUGGAAGUUUUUACUGGCAAGGUCAAGUGAUAACUGCCAGUAUUGCCGAUGUUAUUGCGAAUUACUCAUUCAAGGAUAUUCUGCGGAAACUGGCUGGAGAAAAGCAGACAGAAGUGGCUCCAGCUUCCUAUGAUGAUAGUUACCUCGGAUACUCAGUGGCUGCUGGGGAAUUUACUGGAGACUCUCAGCAAGAACUGGUUGCUGGAGUUCCAAGAGGGGCACAGAACUUUGGAUAUGUCUCAAUCAUUAACUCUACAGAUAUGACUUUUAUUCAGAAUUUCACUGGUGAACAGAUGGCAUCUUAUUUUGGAUAUACUGUUGUAGUAUCAGAUGUUAACAGUGACGGAAUGGACGAUGUACUGAUUGGCGCGCCUCUCUUCAUGGAACGCGAAUUUGAGAGUAAUCCCAGAGAAGUGGGGCAGGUCUACCUGUACCUGCAAGUGAGCGCCCUCCUCUUCCGGGACCCACAGGUCCUCAGGGGCACUGAGACGUUCGGGAGAUUCGGUAGUGCCGUGGGGCACUUGGGGGACCUGAACCAAGACGGAUACAACGACAUCGCCAUUGGUGUACCCUUUGCUGGCGAGGAUCGGAGAGGCAAAGUGCUCAUUUACAAUGGGAACCAGGACGGCUUAAAUGUCAGGCCUUCCCAAAUUCUGCAAGGAGUGUGGGCCUCACAGCUGGUCCCUUCUGGAUUUGGCUUUGCUUUAAGAGGGGAUGCAGACCUAGACAAGAAUGAUUACCCAGAUUUACUUGUGGGUGCAUUUGGAACCGGAAAAGUGGCUGUUUACAGAGCAAGGCCAGUUGUGACCGUGGAUACCCAGCUUCUCUUGCACCCAGCGAUUAUCAAUCUUGAAAACAAAACUUGCCGGAUUCCAGAAUCGGUGACACCUGUGGCCUGCUUUUCUUUAAAAGUAUGCGCGUCUAUUGCAGGCCAGAGCAUUCCAAAUGCAAUAGCCCUGGUGGCUGAGUUGCAGUUAGAUUCGCUGAAACAAAAAGGAGCCGUCAAACGGACACUCUUCCUCCAUAACCAUCAGUCCCAUCUUGUCUUCCCUCUGCUGAUUGAGCGGCAGACAGCCCUCCAGUGCCAGGAUUUCAUCGUUUACCUUCGAGAUGAAACUGAAUUCCGAGAUAAAUUAUCUCCAAUCAACAUUAGUUUGAAUUACAGUUUGGAUGACUCCGCCUUUAAAAAAGGCCUGGAGGUGAAACCGAUAUUAAACUACUACAGGGACAAUGUUGCUACUGAACAGGCUCACAUCCUGGUGGACUGUGGAGAAGAUAAUCUGUGCAUUCCGGACUUGAAGCUGUCGGCUAGACCAGAUAAGGAUCAGAUUAUCAUUGGGGAUGAAAAUCACCUCACACUCAUAAUAAAUGCAAGAAAUGAAGGGGAAGGAGCCUAUGAGGCCGAACUCUUUGUAAUGAUCCCAGAAGAGGCAGAUUACAUUGGCACUGAACGCAAUAACAAGGGAUUUCGGCCCCUGAGCUGUGAGUACAAGAUGGAAAAUGUGACCAGGAUGGUGCUGUGUGACCUCGGGAACCCCAUGGUGGCAGCAACAAAUUAUUCUAUGGGUCUCCGAUUUGCAGUUCCCCGUCUGGAGAAAACAAACAUGAGCAUUAACUUCGAUCUCCAAAUCAGAAGUUCCAACAAGGACCAUUCGGAUAGCAAUUUUGUGAGUUUGCAAAUCAACGUCACUGCUGUUGCUCAAGUAGAAAUAAGAGGCGUAUCCCACCCUCCGCAAGUUGUUCUGCCCAUUCAUAACUGGCAACUGGAAAAGGAGCCCCGCAACGAAGAGGAAGUUGGGCCAUUGGUGGAACACAUUUAUGAGCUGCACAAUAUUGGACCAAGCACAAUCAGUGACACCAUUUUGGAUGUGGGCUGGCCAUUCUCUGCACGCGAUGAAUUUCUUCUUUAUAUUUUUCAUAUUCAAACUCUGGGACCCCUGCGGUGUCAGACAAAUCCUGACAUCAAUCCACAGGAUAUAAAGCCUGCUGCCUCCCCAGAGGAUACCCCUGAGCUCAGUGCCUUUUUGCGAAAUUCUACUAUCCCUCAUCUUGUCAGGAAGCGAGACGUGCCUGUGGUCCAGCUCCACAGACAGAGCCCUGCAAAAAUACUGAAUUGUACAAAUAUCGAGUGUUUACAAAUCUCCUGUGCGGUGGGGCGACUAGACAGAGGUGAAAGCGCCGUCCUGAAGGUCAGGUCACGACUGUGGGCCCACACAUUCCUCCAGAGGAAAAAUGAUCCCUAUGCUGUCACAUCCCUGGUGUCCUUUGAAGUUAAGAAGAUGCCUUAUAGAGAUCAGCCCCCAAAACUCCCAGAAGGAAGCAUAGCAAUUAAGACGUCAGUUAUUUGGGCAACUCCAAAUGUUUCCUUCUCAAUCCCGUUGUGGGUCAUAAUACUGGCAAUACUUCUGGGAUUGUUGGUUCUGGCCAUUUUGACCUUAGCUUUGUGGAAGUGCGGAUUCUUUGACAGAGCAAGACCUCCUCAGGAUGAUAUGGCUGAUAGAGAACAGUUGACCAGUGACAAGACCCCAGAGUCCUGACAAAGAAAAAUUAAGACACUGUUCAAAGACAAGAAAGGACAAGGGGACUAAAUAAUUAUAGCUUUCCUGUGCCUGCCAGGGAGCUAGGAAAUGGAAGGGCCCUAAGAUUAUCACCUCAUCUACUCUGCUCUUUGGGGAAGAAAGUUCCCACGGAGCCCAGUGAACCAUCUUGGAAAUGGCAAUGGCAGCACUAGAAGCAAUUUGCAGUCUCGAAAGAUUUCUUUUGCUUUUGGGCCGGGGAUUUAGCUCAGCAGUUCUGCUGCUUGCCUUGAAAGUGCAAAGACCUGAGUUCAAUCCCUGGUACCAAAAAAAAAAAAAAGAAAAAGAAAAUGCUUUCAUCAUUCCGUAUUUGGCAGACAUACCAAAAUGGGCACAGGAACUUAAGUUGCAAAAAUGAAAUAUCUGAAUUGCUACAGAAUUUAGAGCGUGAAUUAAGACUGAACUGUCCAACACUACUGUAUCCAACAGAACAUUCGACACCUCCCUCCAGAAAAGAAAUGUUUCUAAUGGUGCGAUGGCUCAGGGAGACAAGCAAUAUGUUGAUGGUACUGUGAAAGUACUCUUGUAAUGACAAAGAUAAUUUCAUAAGUGAGGAUAAAAUUUUAUUUAUUUAUUUUCCAUUUCUCUAGGUGGAGAUUCCGGUUGUCUAGAGGAUUUGGAAAUUAAGAUUUGCUUAGCUAGUAUUCAGAAUCGCUUACUUCAUUUCCUUCCUAGGAUACCCACUUUGUUCAGAUAACUCACUUAACAGAGCUUUUUCAAAAUUUAGACAGUAUUAAGAAAAAGCAAAUUGAUAUUAGGAGUCAGUGUGCUUAAUGCUUUGCUUCUUUCUACCUGGAAUGUUAGUCACACCAUCCAG
Fukomys damarensis (Damara mole-rat) is the source of this 3928-nucleotide messenger RNA. RefSeq names its product integrin subunit alpha 8 (gene Itga8). The transcript is spliced from 30 exons. Gene Ontology annotation, biological process: cell-cell adhesion; cell-matrix adhesion; integrin-mediated signaling pathway. Gene Ontology annotation, molecular function: integrin binding. Gene Ontology annotation, cellular component: integrin complex; external side of plasma membrane. Bases 1 to 3072 code for a protein of 1023 amino acids. NCBI's taxonomy places the organism in Eukaryota, Metazoa, Chordata, Mammalia, Rodentia, Bathyergidae. The record is from RefSeq and is a predicted model, not a curated record.